AUGGCCCAAAAGGGUGGGACUGGCCAAUUAAUACCGAUAGAUGAGGAAUUCCAUCUUGUCUUGUACAAGAAAGUAAGUCCACUUUUUUAUUAAUUAGCCUUUUCCCAUUUCUUUUGACAUCUCGAGGUCCAAAAAAAAGUUUUUUAUCCCCAUUGUAAUUGUGAUCAAGUGAUGCAUAUUACACGUGCCCUACAGGGUGUUCGAGCUCCAUGUAAUUGUAUUUGUGAUGUCUUGGAAAUGUGUAAUUGUCUGUUUUUCGGUAAUUCGAUUUGUUCCGAGAACGGGAUAUUCUUUUUCUUUCAUCCAGACAAUAAAUUUCCCGGGUUUCUUGUACGAUGCAACAAAAAGCUCGUCUAGAAGUUUCGGGGUGUCUACUGCUGAGUAAUCUUGGGCGGUAAGACCUUUUAAUUACCAUUUUAAUUAACCACCAGGGGGUUAUCUCCGUUCAGGAGUAUGACCGGAAAGAUGACCCCAAAAGAACGUGCUCUUCUGUUCCUCUUGUGCAAUGGCUGGCUCCCUAUUUUGUCUGGCCAAUUUUUGCUGGUUUCCCUCAAUUAUACAUGUCCCGCAUCAACAGCUCUGUACUUUCAUGGUCGCUGUCAUUUUAUUUGUAAAUAUUAUUUUUUGGGUGAAAAGUUGGCCCCUCUUUGGCCGAAGAAGAGGUCUACAGAAGCCUAAUUAAUUUAGAAUUAACUCAAUAAUAAACGCGCCCCGAGGGUAAACAACACUGCAGAUGAUACGGUUCCUGCCAUCAUCCUCUCAGGGCAUUAGUAAUCAUUUAUUUUUUAUUUAUUUGACCUUACUGUAAUUAUAACGGGGUGAACUCUUAAACGGCCUGAGGCGCAUGGUCUUCGAUCCCCAGAAAUUUAACGAGAUCAUAAGAAGUGUAUCUUGACUUCUCAUUUGCUGUUUGUUUCCCAAUUUACAUUUGUAAAUUACAACGAAUUCUCAGAGAUUCGGCACGUUUUGCUGCAAGAACCGAGGUACUUCCCCGAAUUGCUGCGUAUAUUUUAAGCAGACUGUCUGAUUUUAUGCAGAAUUAGAGACAAGAGUGCAAAAUUAAUGCCAGGCUGAGCGAGGGAUGCGAAGAAUGAAGUCCCUGAUGCCUCCAAAGACCUUUAAUCAAGAUUAUUUGCCUGGCUGUCUGUUUUUUACGUUCCUUUUCCUUCGGUUUAAUUAUUGUAAUCUUUUUUGGUACUUUGGGAAAACAAAAUAAUUACUGUUUAUUAUUUUGCUAUGCUUUUCACAGUCAUUUUGUUGACUCAUUUCAAGUAUUAUCUUGAAUGCCAUUUGAGUAUUUAUAAAUUAAAGUUACGUCCCCCACAUUCCAGAUGUUCUCUUCAGCUUUCUAAGUGCAUUUACAGAAAUUUACGGUAAAAAAAUGAUGUCAUUUGCAACAUCGCCUGACCUCAAAGUCGGAUCUUUUUUAUUUUUUUUUUUCAUUGAAUUAUUAAAAAGUUGGAGGUUGCCAAAUAAUUUUUGCCGAAAGUCCGUAUUAGGUAUCAAAGUGCAGUCUGGGUCCCUGGAAUUGGCCGUGUUCUGAUUACGUCGACCGUAGAUCCUUUGUGGCCAUAUACAUAAUGGGAGGGAGGGAUUACAGAAAAUGUUAUCUCGCAAUUCUUUGUGUUUCUGUUCUCCUCUUUCAAGCAGAAGAGGGAUGGAUAACUUGUUCUAGAUUUGUUUUUGUCAAAUAUGGAGAGAAGAUGACGCCUUUGAUGUUUUUAAGCUCAUCUCCGAGGUGUUUGGCCAUCCCAUCUUAUUGUGCCAAAACAUUUUUUAAUUGGUCGCCUGCCUGUUUUCAUAGGCUUGUAUAUUGAAAAUAAUCCAUCUUCUGAUUGAAUUAUAGUUUAUUUCGAUUAAAAUAAUGUAAUGGCUACUGACUGUCGGUCUGAUCUAUUAAUAGAAGAUGUCCAUGACAUCUUUAACCAAGAACGAUAGGGUUUUAAAUAAUAAUUUGUGUAUCCAAUUUGAUUGGGACAUGCUUAGGCACGAUCCCAUUGUCCCGAAUCUUAUAUUUAAUAUAGCUCAUACACCAAUGCCAUCGUUUCCUUAGUUUUCCGAAGUACUUGCAAUAUUUACAUCCCUAAGGCGAUGUUCUUUAUCGGCAAUUCCCGAAAUAAUUUUUUUUUAUAAAUUCAGAGGGUGUAAUUUGUUUAAUCUAACGGUUUUGAUGUUGUCUCGGUCCGUUGCCUAUUAGUGUCUGGUAUUAGAAUAUUUUACGUACAGUUAGUCUGUUACAUGUCACAGUGUUAUAGACUGUGAGAGAAGUCAGUAGAGGGUUCUCCUGAAGUUGAUAUAUCCAAGUAUCUAACAACUUUAAGCUGAUUAGUUUAAAUAUCUUUUGCGUACGUCGAUCUGCUAUUAUUAUAAAUGACUUUAAUGACAUUUCCCCCCACCUUCAGCGCCAUUCUAUCCAAUGUCAUGUGAAAUCUUGUUCUCGGAACCCGUAACGUUCUACUGGAAUUGCCCAACUUUACCUGUUGCACUUAUUCGAUUACUCCAAACCCAUUAGGCCGGCUUUCCAGUCACGAAACUUUUAUUUAAUAAGCGCCCUGGCUGUUUGUUUCUUUCUAUAUGCAAUGCUUGAGAAACAUGUUGCUAUGUAUUACUGUUUUCAGCUACUCCAAACACGGUCGGAGAGCAUGAACGCGACUUCUGAGGAUCUGUUGAUUGACCCGUUGAUCCUCAAUGAAUCCCAGCCCGAGUUGCGGGCAAUGAUUGCCCAUCAAGCAACCACUUGUCUGUUCACAAUCUUCGGGAAUAUGUUGAUGAUUUUUGUGAUAUUGCGCAAUAACAGAGUGAUGAGGAAGAAAAGGAUCACUCCUGUCCAGAUGUUAAUGUUGCACAUGUGUUCGAGUGAUCUUCUAUUCGCUCUUUUAACCAUCUUCCCGACCAUGAUUAUGACAAUUACUGUCCCAAACUUUUAUGGCCCUGAUUUCCUGUGUAAAUUUGUCAAAUGUCUACAGGUUUGUUUCUUCGAAAAUGUUCUUUAAUGAAUUUUAAAAUUAUAAAUUUUUUUUGUUAUUUUAGGUUCUUCCAAUGUACUCAAGUUCUUUCAUGUUGGUGGCCAUCAGUGCUGACAGAUAUUACGUAAGCAUUUGGCAAUUACAAUAUUUCCUUGGCAUAUGUAUCUACCUAACUUUCAAAUAAUUUUCCAGGCGAUUUGCCGUCCUCUGGCCAAUAUUCGAUCCGGUCGAUAUAAUCGUCCUGCCUUGUAUGCAGCCAUCGCCUGGUGUUCGGCAUUGUUAUUCUCGACUCCCCAAUUUCUGAUAUUCGGGAAGAACGAAUACAAUGACUGUGUGGGGCUCUACACGGAGACCUGGCAAUACCCGGCCUAUGUGAUCUGCUUCAAUGUGGUGGUUUGGCUGAUUCCCACCACGAUUGCCGGUUGUUUGUAUACGUGUGUGUGCCGGGCUGUCUGGAAGUCUAUGGCCUUCGAGAAACGACCCAGUAAUGCGGGAUACGACCAAAAAUCAAGGUAUGUUGGUAAUCCAAUUCCCUUCAAUUAAGUUCCAGUAUUCGGAUGAAAUACAAAAAACACAAACUGUUCCACGCCGACGAACAUUUACAACUCCAGACAACCAAAUUACUUGAGCAAGAGGACCAUACCCGGAGGGCCUCCCGACAUAGCACAACUCUUGUGCAUCACUCCGGAUUAAGGAUACAGCGUGAGGAGUUGGACAGGAAGAGGGUGCAGACCGUCAAGCUUACUCUUACAAUUGUGGCCGCCAACUUCAUUCUUUGGGCCCCUUUUAAUAUCAUCAGUGUGAUCGAUGCAUUGACCCCCACUUUCUUGAGUAAGCCGAAAACAUCACUUUUCAGACAAUCCAAAAAGUUAUGCUUGAUGCAAUCAAAUAGCAAUACUUAUCUAUAUUUACGUUUUCCAGGUCCAGUCUUUGCCACUUACAUUAUGUUCUUCGGCAAUCUAAACAGCUCUGUUAAUCCCUGGAUUUGGUUUUUCUUCAACCGAGACAUGGUGAAGAUCGCAUUGUCGCCGUUCUUCGAAGAAAGGUCAGUUCAACAGGGAAGAUCCCCUUCUCCCCAGCUGUUGACCACCUUCCAUCAAUCCAGAAGUCGGUCCAAUUCGGCCAACAAUCUCCCAAGACCUUUGAGUUGUCCGCCGAAUCCCUGAAAUCUGACUUCUGGAGUUGUCUGGAGUGCUUGUUGUCCCACAUUCCAUGCCUAUUAUCUUUGUAUGCAAUUUGGCUUCACUUUCACUAAUCCAUGACACUUGUUGUUUCUGUAGUUGUACUGCCACGUUUGAUUGUUGCUUACUGUAAAGUUGUUGCACCAAGGAACUGAGAAGAAAAAAGUGGUUAAGAAAGUUAUUUUAGAAAACUAAAGGGUAAGAUACCAUCCAAUUCGCUCUCCGAACCCUCAGAAAACCAGACAAUGCCGGUCAAGAAGAACGGGGAAAUGUUCUCCCAUGCUUCCACUGUGACUGCUUGCAAGUGA
Molecule: messenger RNA, 4455 nt
Organism: Bursaphelenchus xylophilus (pine wood nematode)
Lineage: Eukaryota; Metazoa; Nematoda; Chromadorea; Rhabditida; Aphelenchoididae
Source: the annotation of a GenBank genome assembly